UCCGAGGCCGAAAAAGCGUCUCUCUGCCACCAUGCAGCAAUGCAUCGAUGACCUUGACAACCUUAGCUUCACCACCACUUCCACCACCGUUCCCGAAACCAAGCGUAGCACCAGCUCGGGUUCCGAAGCCUCCAACCUAGUGCCACGCGACCCUUGUUGGCAUGCCAUCCGACGUGCCAGCACGCUGACCUUAGAGGACCUACGGUUCAUUCACCGCCUAGGCAGCGGUGACAUAGGGAGCGUUUACCUUGUGGAAGUGAAGGGGGGUAGCAGUGGUUGCGUUUUGGCUGCCAAGGUGAUGGAUAAAAAGGAGCUGGUGAGCAGGAAGAAAGAAAAUAGGGCAAGGAUUGAGAGGGAAAUAUUGGAAUCAUUGGACCAUCCUUUUCUGCCAACCUUAUAUGCCACUUUAGACUGUCCCAGGUGGUCUUGUCUGCUGACUGAAUUUUGCCCCGGCGGCGACCUUCAUGUUCUCCGUCAACGACAACCCGACAGACGAUUUCAUGAGGCUGCUGUCCGGUUUUAUGCAUCCGAAGUUGUGGUUGCUCUAGAAUACCUACAUAUGAUGGGAAUUAUCUACCGUGAUCUCAAGCCUGAGAACGUGCUAGUAAGAUCAGACGGUCACAUCAUGUUGACCGAUUUUGAUCUUUCCUUAAGGAGUGAUAAUACAUCAGCCGCAUCGGCGGCUCACCUCGUUUCUGAUCAAAACACAUCAUCAUCGUCAACAAAUUUAUCAACUGCGACUCCUUUUGACAAAUCCUCAUGCAUUUUACCAAGCUGCAUAGUUCCCGUCGUCUCAUGUUUCCAUCCUAGACAUAAACGCAAACGUAGGAAAAACUCCAUGCAUCGUGGUGCCUUCGAGAUCGUAGCCGAGCCGGUCGAUGUUCGAUCAAUGUCCUUCGUGGGAACCCACGAGUACUUGGCCCCAGAGAUCGUAUCAGGCGAGGGUCAUGGCAACGCGGUGGAUUGGUGGACGCUAGGGAUAUUCAUAUUCGAAAUGUUCUAUGGUGUAACACCAUUUAAAGGGAUUGACCAUGAGUUAACACUAGCUAAUAUUGUGGCUCGGGCACUUGAGUUCCCUAAGGAACCAUCGGUUCCAGCCUCGGCUAAGGACUUGAUUACACAACUCUUGAUGAAGGAGCCGAGUAGGCGAAUGGGAUCAACCAUGGGUGCGACGGCAAUUAAGCACCACCAAUUCUUUGAUGGAGUUAAUUGGGCACUAUUGAGAUGUAAACCACCGCCUUACACUCCCCGACCGGAGGCGACGGAUAAUAGCACAGACAGUUCAUUUGAGUAUUACUAG
This is a messenger RNA of Gossypium arboreum, 1300 nucleotides long. RefSeq names its product serine/threonine-protein kinase D6PKL2-like. The transcript has 2 exons. Gene Ontology annotation, cellular component: plasma membrane; nucleus; cytoplasm. The record is from RefSeq and is a predicted model, not a curated record. Lineage: Eukaryota; Viridiplantae; Streptophyta; Magnoliopsida; Malvales; Malvaceae. Gene Ontology annotation, biological process: protein phosphorylation. The coding region runs from base 32 to 1300 and encodes 422 amino acids. Gene Ontology annotation, molecular function: protein serine/threonine kinase activity; ATP binding.